AUGGCACGCCAUCUUUUAGCCACAAGGAAACAGAAACUAGGGGAAUCUCUAGACCAGUUCUUAAAUGAACUCAAAAUAUUAGCGAAAGACUGUGACUUUGUUGCAGUGAGUGCUGAGCAGUACCGGUCUGAAAUGAUUCGAGAUGUGUUUAUAAAUGGGCUCACUUCGAAUCAAAUACGACAAAGACUAUUAGAAAACAAAAGUGUCGACCUCAGUACAGCUUAUGAUCAAGCACGUUCCCUAGAUGUGGCGCAACAGAGUUCCUGUGUCUUUCUAAACUCUGAGGGUGCCAAAUUCAGUCCAACUGCAUCCAUUGUAGCUAAGCCAAUAAAUUCCCCAAAGCAGGGAGGAGACCCCUGUCAAUGUUGGCUUUGUGGCUAUUCCAGACACCCGCGGACUCACUGCUCUGCGCAGAAAGCAGUCUGUCACAAAUGCCCAAAAUAG
Molecule: messenger RNA, 444 nt
Organism: Octopus sinensis (East Asian common octopus)
Lineage: Eukaryota; Metazoa; Mollusca; Cephalopoda; Octopoda; Octopodidae
Exons: 1
Coding region: 1-444 (147 amino acids)
Source: RefSeq, a predicted model, not a curated record